Caenorhabditis elegans is the source of this 991-nucleotide messenger RNA. The record is from the annotation of a RefSeq genome assembly. Lineage: Eukaryota; Metazoa; Nematoda; Chromadorea; Rhabditida; Rhabditidae.
UUCGAUGAAAAUGGGAUUUUUGACUUGUAUUUUGACAACCUGUAUUCUCAAGACGUUAUCGGCGAUUGGUCAUAAUAUCUAAAUGAGGCUCCGCAUAAUCACGAUAGUGAGAAUGUAUUUGCAAUGAUGAAAGAAAAGUUGAAUGCCAAGCUGGAACAUGCUCAAAAGAAUUUUGUUGAUGUUAAAAAAACUGCUCAAAACUUGAUGAAGAUAAUGAGGUUUUAGCCGAUGAAAAUGAAUGGUUGAAGACGAGGUUGGUUACAAAACUGUUUCAACAAUUGCAUUAAAGGAAGAGAAAUUGUUGAAAAGAAAGUUAGUAGAAGAUUUUGAAAGCACAUUUUGUCCAAAGAGAAAGAAAUUUAAUGGAAACAAUCGAGGAUGAUAAACUGGCAAACGUGUGUUACCAACAACAGACAGAAAUUGAGAUUGAUCAAAUGAAAAAAGAAUUGGAUACUCAAAAAAGUGUAAUGAAGAAAUGGUACACACUGAUAAUUCUGCGCAGAGUACUGAAUUGGCAAGACAAGUGGAACAUGCUCAAAAGAAUCUUGUGGAUAAUAAUACCUGGUUGAAACAGUUAAUUUUUUUUUUGGAGAAACAGCGAAUUUUGAUUGAAACUAUCGAAGAUGUAAAGCAGACCCAAAAAAAUGCCCAAAAAAAUGCUCAAAGCUUGAAGAAGAAAAUGGCUGGUUGAAGACGAGGUUGGUUACAUACCUGUUACUAUUUGAAAAUGGCAUUCUAAUUUUUUACUUAUAUAAUUGCAAGUUUGGAAAACGAAAUUUAAAAAAAGAAAGAGAUUGGCAAUAAAACCUGGUUGAAACAGUUAAUUUUUUUUGGAGAAACAGCAAAUUUUGAUUGAAGAAGAAGAAAAGCAGACGACUAAAAGUUUGAGACAUCAUAUGAAGAAACAAAUAUCCAAGGUUCAGAAUGAGCUUGAAAAGUGUGAGGGAUUGUGAAUAAAAAAGCUUGAUGGAUGCGAACGAGGAUAUAAAAA